UAUUGAAAUGUAGUUAUGAGUCCAACAACAUUUAAGAGUAAUUUGAUUAUUUAUGUCUAUACGUAUUUUAUUUUAGAUUCACCUCUGGACUUGUCUAUGUCACUAUUGUCCAGAGUGUUCAGCACGUCUUCCGCCUCAUCGGUAUCAUCGCCGCCGAGUGGUUUAGAUAUCGACGAGCGCAAAUCUCUUUCCGAUGAAUCCACCUCGGGAAAUUCACUAUCAGGAGAUACGAUCGACCACAAUAUCCAUACGAUCAGCACGACUCCGGUAAAAUCGAGACCGUUCAGAGGAGAGCGCACCUUAUUGCCGUGUGAGGUUUGUCGCAAGGCAUUUGACAGACCGUCGUUACUAAAGAGACACAUGAGGACACACACUGGUGAAAAACCUCACGUUUGUGCUGUAUGCAAUAAAGGAUUUUCCACAUCCAGUUCGUUAAAUACACACAGACGAAUACAUAGUGGUGAAAAGCCUCACCAAUGUGGUGUUUGUGGAAAACGGUUUACUGCCAGUUCCAAUCUAUAUUAUCACAGAAUGACUCAUAUUAAGGAAAAACCACACAAAUGUACAUUGUGUGCAAAGUCAUUCCCAACUCCCGGUGAUCUGAAAUCUCAUAUGUACGUCCACAACGGGUCGUGGCCGUUCAAAUGUCAUAUAUGCAACCGCGGAUUCAGCAAACACACAAAUCUGAAAAACCACCUAUUUCUUCACACCGGAGACAAACCACAUGCUUGUGAACUAUGCCACAAGAAAUUCGCGCUUGCCUGCAAUCUCAGAGCACACAUGAAAACACACGAGAGUGAAACUCAAGAAGAAUGUGGUAGGUGUGGAAAGGUCUAUAUGACUUUAGAGUCGGACAAAGGUCGAGGCGCGUGCUCAGAAUGCAUGCCACCGUCUAUAAAAGCGAUAUCAAUCGGUGGUAGUGGUGGUGCAGAUGACACAUCUUAUGGUGGUCACUCGCUUCUUGACUCUGAGGAGAGUCGCAGCUCAACGGGUUCGGAUCGAGGCAUGUGAAUGUAAAUACGGAAGCCAGUGGUGGAGGUGAUGGCAUUGACGUGGGUGGUUUUUCUUUUAAUUAAAAACACGAUACAUGGUAUUUAGUAAUUUACCACUCAGUGUUCUAGCCAAUGUGACCC
Messenger RNA from Daktulosphaira vitifoliae (grape phylloxera), 1133 nucleotides. RefSeq names its product zinc finger protein 239-like. Gene Ontology annotation, biological process: regulation of transcription by RNA polymerase II. The record is from RefSeq and is a predicted model, not a curated record. The coding region runs from base 16 to 1011 and encodes 331 amino acids. Gene Ontology annotation, cellular component: nucleus. Lineage: Eukaryota; Metazoa; Arthropoda; Insecta; Hemiptera; Phylloxeridae. Gene Ontology annotation, molecular function: DNA-binding transcription factor activity; RNA polymerase II cis-regulatory region sequence-specific DNA binding. The transcript is spliced from 5 exons.